This is a messenger RNA of Syngnathus typhle (broad-nosed pipefish), 5979 nucleotides long. It is a transcript of the gene lats2, whose product is annotated as large tumor suppressor kinase 2. Gene Ontology annotation, biological process: G1/S transition of mitotic cell cycle; positive regulation of apoptotic process; peptidyl-serine phosphorylation. Bases 447 to 3872 code for a protein of 1141 amino acids. The transcript has 9 exons. Gene Ontology annotation, molecular function: protein serine/threonine kinase activity; protein binding; ATP binding. The record is from RefSeq and is a predicted model, not a curated record. Gene Ontology annotation, cellular component: nucleus; spindle pole. Lineage: Eukaryota; Metazoa; Chordata; Actinopteri; Syngnathiformes; Syngnathidae.
GUGACCUGUGGAAUGUUAACAAUGCAGCGAGUGUCCAACUUUUUUUUUUUUUCUUUUGACUUUCAGCCUGUUGAAGAAAAUGGAGGCUGCUACCAUCACUUCUUGUCCUUCUUCCCCCUUUUGUCACGUCUGAGACCGAUCAAGAACUCCCAAAACCCGUCGAGGACUUCUAAAUAAGCAGAUUUAAUCGCUCCUUUUCCAUCACAUGGAGCAAAUUGGCAGCGGCAUGAUUUGGCUCAGCUGCACCCUUGCGAGCGUUAGCCAUUCCUGGAAUAAGAUGGAACCCGAGCCUUGAAAGCCACACCAUGGUGCGCCUGUAGAACCCCCGCCGCUACCUCGAGUCCUCAGACAAACAAACAAGGGAGACCAAUCUCGGAUCUACGACAGGAGAGCCUUUAUUAUCUCUUUAGGUCAGCCACCAAGGCCGGGAAGACUGACCCGCUGCCAUGAGGCCCAAGACGUUCCCGGCAGCGCCCUACAUGGGCAACACACGCCAGAGGCUCCAGGAGAUCAAGGAGGGCCUGAAGCAGCCGGCCAAGCUGGUGAGCCAGGCCCUGCACGGGGGCAGCCAGCGGGCCGAGGGCGCCGGCCGCCCCGCCGACUGCAAGGGUGGCAAGGACGCGUCCGGUCGGCAGCAGCCCGUGCGGCCGCAGCAGAAGUUCAACAAUUACCAGAGCGCCUUGCGCGAGAUCCGCAAGUCGCUCAUGCCCUUCGCCAAUGAAUCGGGCCCCGGGUCUGGCCACCCCGCCGGCGAGGUCAACCGGCAGAUGCUGCACGAGCUCGUCAACGCCGGUUGUGACCAGGAAAUGGCCGUCCGGGCACUGAAGCAAACGGGAAGCAGGAACAUCGAAGCGGCUCUGGAGUACAUUAGUAAGAUGGGCUACCUGGACCCUCGCAACGAGCUCAUUGUGCGCGUCAUCAAGCAGACUUCACCAGGAAAAGUUGGCAUGCCUCCCUCAAUGGACCACCGCCCGCAACUGGAAGCCUCGGGCGAGGGGGCGGGUGCCAUGCCCCCAUACCACCCCAUGUACGAGGGUGUGGCCGGGUACGGUCCGGAAGGCGAGAUGCCCAGACCCUACAUGAGCGCUCCCCCAGUCAUGAACUACAUGAUGCCGCCCACUGGAGCAGCACAGGGUCCCCCCAUGGGGAACCCAAUGGGUCGACCGCCCAGCAUGGGUAACUAUCCGCCAGUGAUGGCCCCUCAGUCUAACCCGGCUAACACCAUGUACGCCCCGGGAGCCCAGCAGAAAGGCUAUCCCGCUAAUAUGGAGCAGCACGGGCCCAUGAUGACCUACAAUGUCCCUGGUCAACCGCUGCCUCCCGGGGCCCCGGUGCCAGGCCCCCACUAUGACUAUGGCCACCCCAGACCUCACUUGAUGGAGCCCGCAGGCUAUGGAGUCAAGAGAACUGCCUCCUUUCAAAACAAGAUGGCACCACCCCCUAUGGCGCCCCCAGACAAUUUCGUCAACAUGCAAACUAAAGGGCCCCUGGGCCAGAACGUGCCAGGAGGAGGUGCGGGGGGCUACCCUGCCAAUCUGUACCUGGCCUCCCACACCCACCCACGUCAGGCGAGCCCCACCUCCCAUCAGGUCCACAUGAUGUCCCGUUCCCCGGGCGGGGUGCCAGCUCUGGGCCCGGACUUUUCCGAUCUGCCCCAGAGCUUGAUGACGCCUUCCAGGGCGAGCCUCAACAUGGACUUGUACGAGCACCACUGGGCGGGGCCGCCGGGUCCCGAAGGGGCCCCCCAAGCCAGACAGCCCCAACCUCAAGGGCCAUUCAGGGGUGAGGUCCGUGUGCCCAGCAGGGCCAAUUCCUUCAACAGCCGCUCGGCCGCCUCCAACGGCGUUCGGCCGCCCAUGAGCGCGCCCCCGGAUCCCUCCUUGGGUCCUCCCAACACCAUCACAGCCGUCACAUCUCCACCCAUCCAGCAACCAGUCAAGAGCAUUCGGGUGAUGAGACCGGAACCCAAGACGGCAGUGGGACCUUGCCAUCCCAGCUGGAUGGCGGCCCAAGCCCAGGAGAUGACAGAACCGCUGGCUUACAUGCCCGAGGAGACCUACACCCUGGAGCACCCCCAGGAACCCCGCUGCCCACCGCCACCUUACCCCAAGAAUCUCAUCAUGUCACCGGGCGAGACCGUGGCCCUGGAGGUGGCGGGAGCCAUGGGUGGGGCUCAGGAUCACAGUAGCCCCGCUUCGAGAAGCACACACAGCGGCAGCGGCGGUAGCGGAACCACGGACGACGGAUCGCAGCAUAUUAAGGAGAAGACAAAAGGCGGCAAGGCUGAGAAAACGGUCAAAGACAAGAAGCAGAUCCAGACGUCGCCCGUGCCGGUGAGGAAAAACGGCCGUGAUGAGGAGAAGCGCGAGUCCCGGAUCAAGGCCUACUCACCCUUCGCCUUCAAGUUCUACAUGGAGCAGCACAUCGAGAACGUCAUGAAGACGUACCAGCAGAAGCUCAACCGUAGGCUGCAGCUGGAACAGGAAAUGUCCAAGGCCGGCCUGUCCGAGGCGGAGCAGGGGCAGAUGAGGAAAAUGCUCAACCAGAAGGAAUCCAACUACAACCGGCUGCGGCGCGCCAAGAUGGACAAGUCCAUGUUCGUCAAAAUCAAGACGCUGGGCAUCGGCGCUUUUGGUGAGGUGUGCCUGACGCGCAAAGUGGACACGUGCGCCUUGUACGCCAUGAAGACUCUGCGCAAGAAAGACGUCCUCAACAGGAACCAGGUGGCCCACGUGAAGGCCGAGCGCGACAUCCUGGCCGAGGCGGACAACGAGUGGGUGGUGCGCCUCUACUACUCCUUCCAAGACCGUGACAGCCUGUACUUUGUCAUGGACUACAUCCCCGGCGGCGACAUGAUGAGCCUGCUGAUCCGCAUGGGCGUCUUCCCCGAGCCGCUGGCGUGCUUCUACGUGGCCGAGCUGACGCUGGCCAUCGAGAGCGUCCACAAGAUGGGCUUCAUCCACCGCGACAUCAAGCCCGACAAUAUCCUCAUCGACCUAGACGGGCAUAUCAAGCUGACGGACUUUGGCUUGUGCACUGGCUUCCGCUGGACCCACAACUCCAAGUACUACCAGAAAGGGAGCCAUGCGAGACAGGACAGCAUGGAGCCCAGCGACUUCUGGGACGAUGUGUCCAACUGCCGCUGCGGCGACCGGCUGAUGACGCUGGAGCAGCGGGCCAAUCGGCAACACCAGCGCUGCCUGGCUCACUCUCUGGUGGGCACGCCCAACUACAUCGCCCCUGAAGUGCUGCUGCGCAAAGGUUACACCCAACUGUGUGACUGGUGGAGCGUCGGCGUGAUCUUGUUUGAGAUGUUGGUGGGGCAGCCGCCCUUCCUGGCACCCACUCCCACAGAGACUCAAAUUAAGGUCAUCAACUGGGAGAGUACGCUACAGGUGCCCGCCCAAGUCAAGCUGAGUCCCGAAGCCGUGGACAUCAUCGGGCGCCUCUGCUGUUCGGCCCAGGACCGCCUGGGCGCCAAUGGCGCUGGAGAGAUCAAGACGCACCCCUUCUUCAGCAAGGUGGACUUCUCCAGCAACCUCCGCCAACAGCCUGCCCCCUACAGACCCAAGAUCACGCACCCCAUGGACACGUCCAACUUUGACCCGGUGGAGGAGGAGGGCGGCCCCGGGGCCUGGAACGACAGCGGGGACAGCACCCGGGCCUUGGACGCCCUGUGCUCGCCACACGGCAAGCACCCAGAGCACGCCUUCUACGAGUUCACCUUCCGCAGGUUCUUCGACGACAACGGCUGCCCCUUUCGCUACCCCAAGCCUUUGGAGGCCGCAGAGGGGCCGCCCGGCCCCGAGGAAGAGGACGAGGACGAAGACGACGAGGAAGAAGGGGAAGGAUGUGAGCCGGUCUACGUUUAGAUCACCCGUCACCGAUGGACUACCCUGGGACUGACGCCCUCCUCGCAAGGGACCAAGAAAGUUCUGCCGCUUGACGAAUGUCCGGUAAGAAUGUUGGGAGUCCCUUUCUUCCAUUCCUUCCUUUUGUCUUACAUGACUGAAUCACUCCAAAGUGUCUUUUACAAAGUGUUUUUUGUAACACUGAAAUAUCACAAGUGAAGAGGGAGUGGGCUAAGUUCAACAGGAAGGUUGUGCGCGAAAGCUGGACUGAACCAAAGUGACUCAAAAAGGGGCCGACUCAGUUUUUUGACUUUGAAAUCUCACUUUACUUUAUGGUCGUUUUAUCCAUUUGUGCCUGCAUUGAAAUUUCACAGGAAGAGUCCCAAGUUUUUCUUCAAAUACACGGAAAAUCGUGAAACAUACAACGUUGACAUUUUCAGGCCUCUUGAAAAUUCCCCGCAGGAAAAAAAUGCAGCCAAACACAUGCGUAUGACUUAAGUGCAAUACAACGUGUGUCCCUUAAACACUUAAUAUUCAUUUGAAAGUAUUACAAAGUGCCAUGUACAAACAUAUCGCUUUAUCUACAAUGUAUACACUUGCAGUAUAUACGUUAUACUGUAUGUGUGUGUGUGUGUUUCACUUACAACAUGCUGCUUAUUCGUAUUAUUUACCUGUUUUAAUCAUUACCUGUUUUAUGACGGAUUAAAAGUGAUGAUGAUGAAUGUGGAACGUCGAUGGCCAGGCCUUCCCCGUCCUACGUCGGGGCGGGUCCCUGAACGCAGCACGGCCAAGCUCUCGGAGAGGUGGAUUUACGGCAAGUUUGAGGAGAAUGAAAUGCUUUUUCUUUUUUGGGGGAUGUGGCACAAAGGUUUGUUCUUGGGAUUGAGCAAACCUUGUGAGGUUUAUCCCCAACAUCACAAGUUUUGUGUGAUAGCCCAAUAUGAUCAAGGAGUCGAAAGGCCACCCUAUCUAGAUAAUUAGGAGAAACUAGAAAUUCUCAAAAUCAAAAUAUGAUACAAAUAAAGUCGAAAUUGUGAAAAUAAAGUCAUAAAUUAUGUGAAUACUGGUCAGGUGUCAUUUUACAAGCAAAGAAAAGCUCUUUUACUAAUCAUUACAACUUUACUGUCAUAGUACUACGACUAUCUUUGUAAUACCUCAACUGAAUUCUUGACUUUAUGGAACUUAACGAGUUUGUCGAAAGAUUACAACUUCAUUCAUGUAACAGUACAACUUUCCAACUCAUUUCUGGUAAUUCUACACGUUUUGCAAAGCCGGGUCAAGUGCUACGGUUUUAUCCUAAUUGGAACAUUUUAAGAAUGAUGGUUGACAAUCUGCAGAAGCAAUCGAACUUCCUCAUCAGUAUUCCAGUGUCUUCACUAAUCCCUCACUUAUGACUGGCAAGAUGAUGUGGUGUGUCCAUGUUACUUAUUUUAUAAAAAAAUAUCAUGUACUUGCGAAAGCAUUUUUUUGUUCUUGUUUUCUGUGCAAACUAUCAAAUGUGGCUGAGGCAAUCCUCUGAUUUCAGUUUUGUUUUGUUUUCUCAAUGGGGGGUUGCCCCCUCUUUGUGGCCUUUCAUAUUUGUUGUUACUGCACUUGUUCUUGUGUUCUUUUUUGACUGUUGGAGGAGCAGAAAGCAAAACUAUAUAUCUUUGUUUAAAAACAAAAAACGUACAAACCAAUUUCCCCUUAUCGUAAUCCCCCAAAACAUUUGGGGGAACAAAGUUUGAUGUUCUGACCCUUUAAAAGGACAACAAAAAGCUUUAAACAAGUGUGAGUAUUUUCUUUAGGGUUACAAAGUGAUGACUGACAAUCGUUGACUGUUGUUGUUUUUUUAAUGUAUGUCAUGUAUGUAUUUGUACCCCCCCAAGGAGCAUAUGUAAUGUAUAUUAAUCGUGAAUUUAUAUUUAUACAGAUAUACAUAUUUUUUGUAUCUUUCCCACCUCCCUACUUCACCUUCCUUUCUUACCCACUGUGCUAAUGUCCAAAAUUCUAUGCAGUAUUAUUAUGAUUACUAUCAAGGUGACUUUUUUUCUUUUCUACAUUUAUGUAUGAACUGAGAUUUUGUCAAGGCCGUUGCCUGUUUUGUUUGUGUCCAAUGUAAUGUAUAAAUUAAAUUAACCCAUGUGGA